Molecule: messenger RNA, 1468 nt
Organism: Coregonus clupeaformis (lake whitefish)
Lineage: Eukaryota; Metazoa; Chordata; Actinopteri; Salmoniformes; Salmonidae
Gene: pir
Product: pirin
Exons: 10
Coding region: 154-1026 (290 amino acids)
Biological process (GO): monocyte differentiation
Cellular component (GO): nucleus
Molecular function (GO): quercetin 2,3-dioxygenase activity
Source: RefSeq, a predicted model, not a curated record
AUUUGAUAGCCUACAUUACAUGCUUGUCUGAUUGUAGUUGUUAUUCUGAGUAAAUUAGUCUCGUUGACUCCACAUCCAACUUCUGCCAGUAUUUCUGUUCAAGGUGUACCAUAAUAAAUAAGGUACUACUGGGUAAUAACCCUAUCCUCUACAAUGAGGAUAAGAAGAGUUGUGAAGACAGUUUUGAGUGUGGAGCAGGCAGAAGGUAUGGGAGCCCGUGUCCGCAGGAGUAUAGGAAGAAAGGAGCUGAAGAACCUGGAUCCUUUCUUGAUGUUGGAUGAGUUCAAAGUCGCAAAGCCUGCUGGCUUCCCUGAUCACCCUCACAGAGGAUUUGAGACCGUGACGUACCUUUUGAAAGGCGUUUCAGCCCAUGAGGAUUUCUGUGGCCACUCUGGACUACUGAAACCAGGGGAUUUACAGUGGAUGACGGCAGGCCGGGGGGUGGUCCAUGCUGAGAUGCCUGUGUCUGAGGAGCCCGUCCAGGGCCUGCAGCUGUGGGUCAACCUGAGGAGGGAGGACAAGAUGGUGGAGCCCCAGUACCAGGAGCUGAAGGACAGCCAGGUCCCCAAGCCCAGCAGGGAGGGGGUCACUGUGGCCGUCAUCUCUGGACAGGCCCUGGGGGUACAGUCAAAAAUCUUCACCAGGACUCCAACAUUGUUCCUGGACUUCAAGCUGGAUGGCGGUGCCAAGCAUGUACAACCAGUUCCUUCAGGAUGGACCACGUUUAUCUACACACUGGCAGGAUCUGUAUGUGUUGGCCCAGAAGCAGAGCAGCAGAAGGUGGAGCCACAUCACACCAUAGUGUUUGAUGAUGGAGACUGUAUAGCAGUAGAAAACAAGACAUCAGAGGUCUCCCAUUUUGUCUUGAUUGCGGGACAGCCGAUCAAUGAACCGGUGGUCCAACAUGGUCCGUUUGUGAUGAACACAGAAGAGGAGAUCAACCAGGCAAUCGGGGACUACAGCACAGGGACCAAUGGGUUUGAGAGGGCUAAGGCUUGGAGGUCUAAGAUCAGGGAUUCCUUCUAAGAAUCAGCAGGCACUUCUAAUCAUGUUAUAGGUCAUGUCUUGUUAUGGUCACGUGACUAAAGUGUAUUUUAAUCAUGAACUAGCUUGUUGUGUGUUUGUCUCUUUUUAAAUCAUUAAAUUAAACUGAAAUGUAAAUGAUGAAAAAUACAUUUUAAUUGAACCUCAGUAAAACUAUCCUGCCAUGAUGUCUCCAGAAGAUAUCUAAUGGAACCACUGAUUAGUUCCUGAUAGUUCCAGUCAUUAUGUCUUUAGACAGACCUCAGAGGAGAUGCAAGUAUCCAUUACGGGAAGGAGUGGAAACCAACCACGUCUCACAUUUCAAGGUCAUUUGCAUCUGGCAGAAUGACGCCUCAUACUGCGAAACAGCAGAUCUCUCUCUCUCUCUCUCUCUCUCUCUCUCUCUCUCUCUCUCUCUCUCUCUCUCUCUCAAUUUCAAUUUCAA